Engraulis encrasicolus (European anchovy) is the source of this 3104-nucleotide messenger RNA. RefSeq names its product serine protease FAM111A-like. Gene Ontology annotation, biological process: DNA replication. The record is from RefSeq and is a predicted model, not a curated record. The transcript has 5 exons. Lineage: Eukaryota; Metazoa; Chordata; Actinopteri; Clupeiformes; Engraulidae. Gene Ontology annotation, cellular component: chromatin; nucleus. Bases 189 to 2180 code for a protein of 663 amino acids.
CGAUCUGGCUGAACAUUUUCACCUCAGUGCUUGAAUGAUUGUAACACCACAAGAAUUGAAAAUACAGCUGGAAAAUAGGGAAUGGCUCUUUGCUGAGCAACACAAUUUAAAGAGAUCUGAGAAAAUAAGGAGGAAAUAUAAGGGGGGAACGCAUUUGAGCCAGAACUGCAGCUUUUCUGACGGUAAAAAUGCCCCCAAAGAAAAAACCAAAGUACCUUGACAAGAGGCAGAAGAAAAUUGGAUCCUUUUUUCCAAAGACAAGUCCUGCUGCAUGUUCAUCUGACAUGAGCCAGGAGAACAUCCCACCAUGGAGAUCCUCAACCCCACAGAAAAAAAACACUUCAUUUAAGGUGAAGGAAGAGAGCGGCCAGGAGGGCAAACAUUCACAUAAUUUCAAUGUGAAAUUUAAGCUAUCUGACCCGAAAGAAUACACCAUUUACUGUGAGCAUCCCCAGACCGUGCUGGAGGCAAUAAAAUCACAUGGAGCAUCGAAGAAGAAGCUGAAACCACCAGAUGAGAACAUUAUCAUUCAGCUAGGUAGAGAGGACAAGGAUGUUAUUAUUCCCACACAUUUCCCUUGUUCUCUCGUUGAGUCUGGUGAGACUGUCAUUAUAUCAUGCAAAUCAGAAUUGAUCGAAAAGGCACAAAACCAGCAGCACAAAAUGUUCCAUCCAAAUGACAAAUACACCAUCUUCUACAUAGAUACAGUUGGAGGGCUCAAUGCCAAAACAAAGGAGAUUUUUCAGAGCUACAUGGUUAAACGGUUUAAGCGUCUCUGUGUUUAUGGAGAGGAGGGCAUGACUGUGGCAGAGGUCCUGAGGAGAGACGGUCGAUUCAGUGAUCUCCUUGGUGAUGACUUCAGUCUGUCUGACAAUGAGAAUCCAAACAGCCUUACGCUCAGCACACAAAAGGUCAAUGACAGCUUAGACCAGAAAAUAUUUAAGAUACAGCUGGAAAAGGGACAGAAUGAUGUAAGUCUGCAUGAGACUCCAUCAAAGACUGAACAAUGCAAGGGCAAGGAGAGAUCUGCUGCCGACAUAGCACAGCAGCGUGGGAACAGCAUGAGAACAUUAAUGGAGAAACAGGGAGAUGACGUCGACACCACUGAAAUCUAUGGCUUACUUCGUAAGCAGUUUCCAGAACUGAAGGAAUGGAUGGAGAAUAGAUUUCCAGCUGAUUCUUAUCAGAAAGAAUUGGAACUGAGGAAGGAGAACUUUGUAAAGAUUCAGAAGUCUUUUAGUGAAGUUCAUAGAGUCAAAAAGUUGCUCAAGCUAGGAGAGUCAGUUUGCAAAAUUACUGUUGGGGAUAUUUGUGAGGGAACAGUCUUUGUGCUAUUCGAUGGGUUCAUCCUGACAAAUGCACAUUUGUUCACAGAUCAUGUUGAUGAAGACAAAAAGCUGCUAGAGGAAGGAAUAGAGGUGUGUGCCCUUUUCAACUAUGAGGAUCCUCAGCCAAAAAACUACUUCUACUUCAAAGCUGAGAAAAGACUUGUUGACUUUGAUCGCAACCUAGAUUAUGCCAUUCUGGAACUCAACACAGAGGGGUUCAAAUUUAACCAACAAAGGAACACGACAAGUGUAAAGGUGCCACCAGGUCUCCUUAAGCAUUUUGGUCCCCUGCCUGAGAAUGGUGAGGCCUGUAUCAUUGGUCACCCAGCAGGGGCAAUAAAAAAAAUGGAUCCAACAUUUGUCAUUGAGAAAGAAAACAGAAUGAAAACCGUUGAUAGCAAUUUAGAGCCACACAAAGACAACCUAGUCAUGCUCCUCUCCAUUCAACAAAUCCUGUCAAGGAAGGGUAUUGAAAACAUAAUGUUGGGAAAGAAAGCAGACAGCGUCAUAACCUACAACACUUUCAUGUAUCAUGGUUCCUCUGGAUCCCCUGUGUUUGAUGGGCUUGGCAGAGUUGUUGGCCUUCACACCGCAGGUUAUGAUUAUGGAUUUCCAAAUCAAAUAGAGCAUGUGAUUGAGUUUGCCCAUUCACUGCUUGCUAUAUUUGAGAGCUUUGUGAGGAAUCUGAAGAAGAAUAGAAGCCGCAGGGAGUUACUGGAGAAAGUUAGGGAGAUAGCCAAGGGAAACAGAUCGCUGAAGCGCAUAUUGGGGGCUGAGCUGUCUGAUGAUGAGGAGGAGACAGUUGAAGAUGACCACAGCUUCACUCAUGUGGCCAAAAAUAUGAGAUUUUAGUGGAGACAAAACAAAGGCUAUACCAUAUGCUGGAUUCACAUUUAGCUUGCUUCUUUUUAACAGUUACAUCGUGAUCUUUACUUUACAUUAUUACUAGGCCUGAUACCACUACUACUACUACUACUACUACUACUACUACUACUACUACUACUACUACUACUACUACUAUACUACUAUACUAGCCUGCUCUACACUUCUUUUUAAGCCACUGACAAUGUGUCAGGACAAAGAUCAGUCAUAAGCAUCCAUUAGCAUACAUAUUAUGAAGCAAUCAGGCCAGAUUGAACUGAUUAAUCUUGUUUCACUGAAAAAUCUGAAAGUAAUAUUUGCCUUUAUAUUUUAAAAUUGUAUUGUCGAUUUUGUAUUUGUUUCUUUUUUUUUAAAUCUUUUUUUUAACUGUGCCUUGAUAACUGGUGUGAUAUCUGCAAAUUCUGUCCUGUCCUCUUUCCCUCCACAAUAUAUCCACAAUAUGUCUUUGGAUGUGAAAAAUGAACAUCAUUCCUUAAUGUUUUAUCUACUUUAUAUGUGCUGGACUAUACUGGUGUACUAAAAGUGAUCCACCCAUCCAUCCAGAAUGUGCUCUGUGCAUUUCAUCACAUUUUUGAGGUUUCGGUGGUUAAAACUGUUAUUAUAACCUGAUUCUCAGAUUAAUUAUUAUGUUAUAAGAAACAAGAUAUUUUAAAAAUGUAUUAGUCAUCCACACAACUGUAGGCACUGUCUAUCAGUGGUUUGGGAACCUUUUUGUUUUCUUAUAUGCUCACGUAAGACUUAGGUCUGUUGACCUUCUGAUUACUCUGAUUUUGUAUUUGCAAGUGACUUUGUAACUUGUCUUUCAGUACAAUGUUUUAUCUUUUCUUUUCUAUUUCAUCAUACAAACAAUACAACAAUUGUGUUGAAUUGUUCUUUGUUAUGAUUUUAUAUCAA